GAAGAAAUGAAAUCAGAGGCAGACGACGAUGAUUCCAGUGCCCAUCAACAAACAUCAUCACCUCAUCAACAAACGUCAUCACCUCAUCAAACUGACAGCAACAGACAAGAUGUUGUUCCUGCUAUGUCUCGGUCUUCGUCAAAGGCGGAAGAAGCGGCUACCGUGAAGCUUCACGCCGUUGCAGUCGAGCUGCUGCCUCAAGAGUCAUUCAUUAGGAGAAAGAGGCGUGCUGGUGGGACUCAGACCGAUGGCGGCGAUGCGACUGCGGAUAUUGUUGAUGAUUCUGUGUUGGAGUAUUCUGAUGAAUUCUGUGAAAAGUUAGCACAAAAAAGUAAACAAGAACUGUCAUACCGGAAUGCAGUGAUGGAAGUAAUCAUUGACGGCCUAUUGGAGAAAUGUGAUAACGACUACAGCAAAGUGUUGCUCUACGUCAUCUCCAACUACACACCCGAGCCCAAGGUUCGAACGUAUGCAGAACGAUUGCUGUCUGUUCACCAAGCAAGUGCUGUGAUACCUGGCGACAGAAGGAAGACAUGUCUACAUUACGCUGUUGAAAAGAAGUAUUUCACUGUCGUUCAAUUGCUGAUUGAGCACGAUGUUUACAUAAUGGCCGAGGAUCUGGAUCACGUGAUGCCUAUUGACAUUGCUCUCAGAAAGAAGACUGAUGCAAUCGCAUCGUUUCUUAUUGCACGAAUGCCAAAUAACAAAGUGAGAGCAUUAUUUGAAGGCGGCACAGAUAAGGCAAAGUUUACCUUUCAAGAAUUGAUCACGUGCACAGAAAUGCAGCGUACUUAGCAACGUGUAAACAUUGGAAGUUUGAGCCCGUGAAAGUUCUUUCUCGUUUUCAUCUGAACGCAAAGUUGACAUAUCUGGUACGUGAUCGAGCUAUUCCUGAU
Corticium candelabrum is the source of this 896-nucleotide messenger RNA. RefSeq lists its product as uncharacterized. The record is from RefSeq and is a predicted model, not a curated record. The transcript is spliced from 5 exons. Bases 7 to 795 code for a protein of 262 amino acids. NCBI's taxonomy places the organism in Eukaryota, Metazoa, Porifera, Homoscleromorpha, Homosclerophorida, Plakinidae.